AUGGCUGCCUUCAGUCUCUCAUCCCCAAAUCACACAGGCUCCUCCAUUCGCGUAUCUUCUAUUUUUUCUACCCAAAAUACUCCCACUCUUUCGUUCUAUUCCCUAUCAAAGCCCUCUUUUCUCUUCCCCUCCAUAUCCCUCAGACCCAAAAUCGCAGCCAGACCUCGCUAUGCAAACGUCAUCGUUUCAGCUGUGAAGAAGCUUUCCGAGACUGAAUUGGUGACUGUCCCGGAGGAAACUGACUUAGUAUCCGGAAUAUUUACCUCAGAUUCAGGCGUGUACGCCGUUUAUGAUAACAGUGGCGAGCUUCAAUUUGUCGGCAUAUCGCGCAAUGUCGCCGCCAGUGUUGUAACUCACAAGAAAUCGGUGCCCGAUCUCUGUUGUUCUGUUAAGGUUGGGGUGGUAGAUGAUCCUGAUAGAACUGCUUUAACCCAAGCUUGGAAAUCAUGGGUGGAAGAACAUAUAGCAGCCACCGGAAAGGUACCGCCAGGUAAUGAAUCUGGGAAUACAACAUGGGUAAAAAAGCUUCCAAAGAAGAAAUCCGACCUGAGGUUAACUCCAGGUCGCAAUGUCCAAUUGACAGUCCCUUUAGAGGAACUCGUUGACAGGCUAGUGAAGGAGAACAAGGUGGUAGCCUUCAUCAAGGGAUCAAGAAGUGCUCCUUUGUGUGGAUUUUCACAGAGGGUUGUAGCAAUUCUUGAAAGCCAAGGGGUGGAUUAUGAAAGUUUAGACGUGCUGGAUGAAGAAUACAAUUGUGGGUUGAGGGAGACACUAAAGAAGUAUAGCAACUGGCCUACAUUUCCUCAGAUUUUUGUUAAUGGUGAAUUAAUUGGAGGCUGUGAUAUAUUGAGUUCCAUGUAUGAGAAGGGCGAACUUUCUGCUUUAUUUAAACAGUAA
Messenger RNA from Fraxinus pennsylvanica, 897 nucleotides. The record is from the annotation of a GenBank genome assembly. NCBI's taxonomy places the organism in Eukaryota, Viridiplantae, Streptophyta, Magnoliopsida, Lamiales, Oleaceae.